GCCGGGGCCGGGAGGCGCGCGCCUCGCGGGCGGCGGGCGCGCCGCGCGGGGCUGGGCUCGGAGCGCGCGGAGCUCGGCUGCCAGAGAGCCGCGCGGGGGACGCGCCGGGACCGCGAGGAGCGCACGAGCCUUCGAGGCGGUGAACGAGGGAGGGAGCCCAGUCCGCCGCGGGCCAUGAGCCACCGGGCCCGGGGAGCCCGGCCGCGGUCCGGGCAGCGCUCAGCCGGCGCCCCAGCCCGCUCGGCCGCAGCUGCGCGCCUGUAGGUAUGGCCUCCUUAUACCCAGUUCCUCGCUCCCUGGUCCCUCCCCCGGGACCCCUGUCUGUCCCCGGGGACGUUCGCUGUGUGCGCACCGCUGCCCGAAGGAGAGCGGCCGCACGCGCCUCGGUCCGCGCGUGUCGUCUUUGUGUGCGCGGGUGGGAGGGAGGAGGGCGCGCGAGGGAGGGGAGGCGCCCCCGGCUGGGAUCUGCUCCCCGAUCCCCAUCCCGGGCGGGGCGGGGAGCCGCUGGAGGGGCCGAGCCGCCUCUGGAGCAGCUGCGCCCCCGCCCCCUGCUAGGGCCCCGGCCGGGUAGUGGGGCGAGAGCAGCCGGGCCCUUAGAGGAGGGGUCUCUGGUUGGGGGAGGGGGUGCCCAGGUCUCUUCCCUACGCUGGGAGCGCUGGGAGGGGGCGUCAACCUAGAAUGAGGGUGAGGGCCACGGGAUGGGAUCGGGGAGGACCUCCUCCAGGCCACAGGCACGCCCUCCCUUUGGCCCAGGCCCCCCUUUCUCGACCCGCCCAGCCGGGGAGCUCCCCGGAGCCCCCGAUUGCCGGGAGGAUCGUGGAGGGUGCCCAAGAGGCCGGCGCCUUUAAGAAGGGGCGGGUUCGUGCCCUCCAUUCAGGCCCUUGGGCCUCGGCCAUUGAUGAACCUGCGGGCAGCGCGGGCCGGAACCGCGCCAGCCCAGCGGGCUGAGGCCAGGCAGAGGCAGGGACGCAUCCUGGCCCCCUGCAGCCCCGAAGUGGGGGCCUUCAGGGAGGGAAGUCUGCAGUGACUGGAGCCUCUCAGGAGCCACGCAAGGCAGAUCGGGCAGCCCCAGGCGAGACUCUGAACACGAAUAAGCCAGGAUCUACGUGCACUUCGAGCUAGUGCAAGGGAGAGCCUCAGGCUAGGCUGUCAGACCUGGGUGGAGCCCUACCAAUGCCCCCGAGCCAACAUCACCUACCCUGUAAAAUGGGAUGGUGCUGCCUGCCUCCUGGCUAAGGGACCGGCAACUCCCGGCAGGAAUUGCGUCCCAGAGUCAGGUCCCUGGAGCUCCUCUGGGAGGACUGGGGGCAGGGGGUGUGGUUUCCCCAAGAGGUUUUGACUGCCUCUUGAGUUGAAGCCCCCCCUACUGUGUCCCACCUUGAACUCUCCCAACCUCUUCCCUCCUGGCCUCCCCGCUCCACGCAGGAAGAGGUUGGGAGAGUGACCUAGAACUUUUCAGCUCCAGGAGCUUUGGGAGAGGUCUGGUGGUGGCGGUGGUGGCACUUCUUUUAGGCUAGUGUGGAUCAGGGCAUUUUUGGGGGUCUCAGAGACAGUUUCCCACCAGCUACUUCCUUAGAGGUCUGUCCCACCAACAUACAAGAACAGCCCCACCCCGUGGCAGGCCGGCUUCUGAUGCUGCUUGGUUGAAUGCUUCUAGCCGCAGGUGGCUGCGAUGGGACGGAAGCCAUGAAUGGUGCCUGCCCUGGCCCCGCCGUAGCCGCCCCGGUCCCGAUCCCGGUCCCGGUCCCGGUCCCGGACUGGCGGCAGUUCUGCGAGCUGCAUGCGCAGGCGGCCGCCGUGGAUUUUGCGCACAAGUUCUGCCGUUUCCUGCGGGACAACCCAGCUUACGACACGCCCGACGCCGGCGCCUCCUUCUCCCGCCACUUCGCCGCCAACUUCCUGGACGUCUUCGGCGAGGAGGUGCGCCGCGUGCUGGUGGCUGGGCCGACGACUCGGGGCGCGGCCGUGAGCGCGGAGGCCAUGAAGCCGGAGCUCGCGGACACCUCUGCACUCAAGGCGGCGCCCUACGGCCACUCGCGGAACUCGGAGGACGUGUCCACGCACGCGUCCACCAAGGCCCGCCUUCGCAAGGGCUUCUCGCUGCGCAACAUGAGCCUGUGCGUGGUGGACGGCGUGCGCGACAUGUGGCACCGGCGCGCCUCGCCCGAGCCCGACGCGGCAGCUGCCCCGCGCACCGCCGAGCCCCGCGACAAGUGGACGCGGCGCCUGAGGCUGUCGCGGACGCUGGCUGCCAAGGUGGAGCUGGUGGACAUUCAACGCGAGGGGGCGCUGCGCUUCAUGGUGGCCGACGACGCGGCCGCGGGCUCCGGGGGCUCGGCUCAGUGGCAGAAGUGCCGCCUGCUCCUGCGCAGGGCUGUGGCCGAGGGCUUCCGCCUGGAGUUCUUCGUGCCGCCCAAGGCCUCCAGGCCCAAGGUCAGCAUCCCACUGUCAGCCAUCAUUGAGGUCCGCACCACCAUGCCCCUGGAAAUGCCAGAGAAGGAUAACACAUUCGUCCUCAAGGUAGAGAAUGGAGCCGAAUACAUCUUGGAGACCAUCGACUCUCUGCAGAAGCACUCGUGGGUAGCUGACAUCCAGGGCUGCGUGGACACCGGACUCUGUGAGGCCUGCUCUAUGGGGCCAGGGCCUGGGGACCUGGAAGGAAGUUGGACCAGGUCUUGUCUUCACCCCAAGAGAGCCUCAGAGCACUGGGAGUUGGGCAGAGAUGGCAGGGAACAGGGUGCAGAGACGGAUCCCGAGGCUGAACCCGAGCUGGAGCUAUCCGACUACCCAUGGUUCCACGGGACACUGUCCCGGGUCAAGGCUGCUCAACUGGUUCUGGCAGGGGGGCCCCGGAACCACGGCCUCUUCGUGAUCCGCCAAAGUGAGACUCGGCCUGGGGAGUACGUGCUGACCUUCAACUUCCAGGGCAAGGCCAAGCACCUGCGCCUGUCCCUGAACGGCCACGGCCAGUGUCACGUACAGCAUCUGUGGUUCCAGUCUGUGCUUGACAUGCUCCGCCACUUCCACACACACCCCAUCCCACUGGAGUCAGGGGGCUCGGCCGACAUCACCCUUCGCAGCUAUGUGCGGGCCCAGGGCCCCCCACCAGAGCCGGGCCCCACGCCCCCUGCCUCGCCCGCGUCCCCGGCCUGCUGGAGCGACUCGCCCGGCCAGCACUACUCCAGCCUCGCCGCGGCCCUGCCCGCCUGCCCGCCUGCCUCGCCCUCCGACGCCGCCGGCGCCUCCUUGUCUUCCGCCUCGUCGUCCUCUGCCGCGUCGGGGCCCGCUCCCCCGCGCCCCGUCGAGGGCCAGCUCAGCGCGCGGAGCCGCAGCAACAGCGCCGAGCGCCUGCUGGAGGCCGUGGCCGCCACCGCCGCCGAGGAGCCCCCGGAGGCCGCGCCCGGCCGCGCGCGCGCCGUGGAGAACCAGUACUCCUUCUACUAGCCCGCGGCGCCGCCUGGGUGGGACACGCCAAGCUCUUCAGUGAAGACACGAUGUUAUUAAAAGCCUGUUUUAGG
Molecule: messenger RNA, 3518 nt
Organism: Gorilla gorilla gorilla (western lowland gorilla)
Lineage: Eukaryota; Metazoa; Chordata; Mammalia; Primates; Hominidae
Product: SH2B adapter protein 2
Biological process (GO): antigen receptor-mediated signaling pathway; intracellular signal transduction
Cellular component (GO): plasma membrane
Molecular function (GO): transmembrane receptor protein tyrosine kinase adaptor activity
Source: RefSeq, a predicted model, not a curated record